AUGCGUUUCCUUAUGAUCUCUUUUGUGAUUCUUGUGUUUCAUAUACAUAUAGUGCAUUUGUUGGAGAAAGUAGAACGUAACUGUAAUUGUGUUUUGAAUGACAAGGUUCUGCUGAAACGUGCGACUUUACUUUCAAAAUACGUGUUCACAGGGAAGGUGUAUAGUGUGAAUUAUAUUAAUAAUACGAGAGUGUAUAAAGUUAAUAUACGGAGGGUUUUGAAAGGGGAUUUGAAUGAUAUUGGAGUGACAGUUCGGUUUGAACAACCUAAAUCGUUGAGGUUUAGUGAUGCGACAGUGUUGGUGCACAGUUUACGGUCUACGGAAUGUCGCCCUAUGCGCGUACGCACGUAUGCGAUAUUUUUGACGGAGAGGCGUGGUGAAGGACCAUUGAGACUGAAACUAGUCGUUGAACCCGUACUGCUGACUUUAAGGAAUCUUGCUGUUAUAGAAGCAGCGGUUAAAGGUAAGUUGAAAUGA
Diatraea saccharalis (sugarcane borer) is the source of this 477-nucleotide messenger RNA. NCBI's taxonomy places the organism in Eukaryota, Metazoa, Arthropoda, Insecta, Lepidoptera, Crambidae. The record is from the annotation of a GenBank genome assembly.